AUGGCCGACCCGUCCUCAGCCAUCGCCCACCUCCGUACCCACCCAUGGGCCAACUCACUAAUUUCCUCUGCCGAAUACACCCCAAUUCCAACAGACUCGCGCCGUCUCAAGCCCGCCACAGGUGAAGAUGGGUUCUUUGCGCAGACUCUCGGCACAGCAUCCACAAUCCCGCACUGCCUAACUCUCCAACGACAACAGAUCCCAGCCGCGCCCUCCGAAAUCCCGACAUGGCUGCCCGCAACCAAGCAAGAUGCCGCCUCGGCGGCCAAACCCACACCCGGCGCCAAUCCACCCGACAUCGUGAUGAUCUUUGAUCUCGGCAGCCCGGGGCUGUCGGGACAUCCGGCGACGCUGCAUGGCGGGCUCGUCGCCACUUUGAUCGACGAGGCCAUGUCUCUGGCCGUCGCGGCGCAUACAAACGAACCAUCGGCGGGAAGUGUCGCUGACGAUAACCCGCGCGGCCAGACGUUCACGGUGCAGCUCGACGUGCGGUAUCGGAGGCGCGUGACAACCCCGGCGCUGUUGGUGGUCCGGUCGCGGGUGGUGGCCCGUGUUGGGAAGAAAUUCUGGGUGCGCGCGCAGGCUGUUCAGGAAGAUGAAGAUAGCGCCGGAGGACAUCUGGAGUGGACGAAGCGCAAGCUCGUCAAGGCGGAUGCUAUGGCAUUCUGGAUUGUGACGCCGGGGUCUCGUCUAUAA
Penicillium alfredii is the source of this 696-nucleotide messenger RNA. RefSeq names its product Thioesterase superfamily. NCBI's taxonomy places the organism in Eukaryota, Fungi, Ascomycota, Eurotiomycetes, Eurotiales, Aspergillaceae. The transcript has a single exon. The coding region runs from base 1 to 696 and encodes 231 amino acids. The record is from RefSeq and is a predicted model, not a curated record.